Aureobasidium uvarum is the source of this 2028-nucleotide messenger RNA. The record is from the annotation of a GenBank genome assembly. Lineage: Eukaryota; Fungi; Ascomycota; Dothideomycetes; Dothideales; Saccotheciaceae.
AUGAACAGUCCCAUGACUCUCUAUGGCGCAAUCCCCUUCAUGCAGGCUCACAAGAAGGACUCGACUGUCGGUGUUUUCUGGCUCAAUGCUGCAGAGACUUGGAUCGACAUCGUCAAGUCCAAGUCGAGUGCAAACCCUCUCAGUCUUGGUAUUGGGUCUCACACUGACACCCAGACUCACUGGUUUUCCGAGUCCGGCUUGCUUGAUAUCUUUGUCUUCCUUGGUCCCACACCCAAGGACGUCAUCUCGUCCUUCUCCGAGUUGACGGGCCAUACUCAGCUGCCUCAGCAAUUUGCCAUUGCUCACCACCAAUGCCGUUGGAACUAUGUUACCGACGAAGAUGUUAAGGAUGUCGACCGCAAGUUUGACAAAGCUCAAAUCCCUUACGACGUCAUCUGGCUCGACAUUGAAUAUACUGACGGCAAGAAGUAUUUCACCUGGGACCCUCUGACCUUCCCCAACCCGCUCGAUAUGCAAAAGCAGCUCGACGACCAUGAGAGAAAGCUUGUUGCUAUCAUUGAUCCUCACAUCAAGAACGAGGGUGGAUACUCCGUCGUCGACGAGCUCAAGUCGAAGGAUCUCGCGACUCACAACAAGGACGGAAACAUCUACGAGGGUUGGUGCUGGCCUGGUUCUUCUUACUGGGUUGAUUGUUUCUCUCCCGCUGCUCGUAAGUGGUGGGCACAGUUGUUCCAGUAUGCAAAGUUCAAGGGUUCUGCUCACAAUCUUUGGUUGUGGAAUGACAUGAACGAGCCUUCAGUCUUCAACGGUCCAGAGACUACGAUGCCUAAAGACAACUUGCACCAUGGCAACUGGGAGCACAGAGAUGUUCACAACCUCAACGGCCUCACACUUGUCAACGCCACCUUUGAAGGCUUGGUCGCACGCAACAAGGCAGAGGAGAAGGCUGGAGGAGUCAGGCCCUUCGUCUUGACUCGCUCAUUUUUUGCAGGCUCGCAGCGUAUGGGAGCCAUGUGGACUGGUGACAAUCAAGCCGACUGGGAGCACCUCGAAGCAUCGCUUCCGAUGGUGCUGUCUUUGGGUGUCUCCGGUUUCCCCUUUGCUGGCGCUGACGUCGGUGGUUUCUUCGGCAAUCCUUCUCGCGAGCUGCUCACUCGCUGGUACCAGGCCGGCGCUUUCUACCCUUUCUUCCGUGCUCACGCCCAUAUCGAUACUCGCCGCCGCGAACCUUACCUUCUGCCCGACCUUGAAAAGGGUAUCGUCACACAGGCCUUGAGACUUCGUUACGCCCUGCUUCCUGCGUGGUACACAGCAUUCCACACGGCAAGCAAGACUGGGGCACCGAUUGUGCAGCCAAUGUACUACGCACACCCAGGAGACGAGAAGGGCUUCGCCAUUGACGAUCAGAUGUAUCUCGGAGCGACUGGUCUGCUUGUCAAGCCUGUUACAAAGGAGGGCUCGACCAGUGUUGACGUAUAUCUGCCGGACGGUGAGAAGUACUUUGACUACUCAGACUACACAAGUUACAGCGGUCCCGGUCAUGUAAAGAUCGAAGCACCUCUGGAAAAGAUCCCCCUUCUCAUGAGAGGUGGCCAUAUUGUCCCUAGACGCGAUCGUCCUAGAAGAUCUAGUGGGCUGAUGAAAUUCGACCCCUUCACACUUGUGGUGGUUCUCGGCAACGAUGGCAAUGCAGAGGGCGAGCUCUACCUGGACGACGGUGAGUCGUACGACUACGAGCAAGGCGCAUACAUCCACCGGCGCUUCACAUACACUGGCUCUACGUCGUCGCUUGCAUCGGAAGAUGUGAGCACCAAGGACAAGAAGACGGCGCAGUACCUCCAGCAGAUGAAGGAUGUCAGAGUAGAAAAGAUGGUGAUUGUGAAUGCGCCAUCUUCGUGGAAGGGCAAGACGGAGGUGGACGUGUCGGAGGAGGGAGGCAGCAGCAGCGGUGAGAGCAAGAAGGCCGGAUUCGGAUUUGUUAGCGGGGAAUCGGGCAAGGCAGACUGGGCAGUUGUUAGGAACCCCGGCGUCAGCGUUGGCGCAGGGUGGAAGAUCAGCUUUGCAUAG